Messenger RNA from Salarias fasciatus (jewelled blenny), 2675 nucleotides. It is a transcript of the gene gata6, whose product is annotated as GATA binding protein 6. NCBI's taxonomy places the organism in Eukaryota, Metazoa, Chordata, Actinopteri, Blenniiformes, Blenniidae. The coding region runs from base 149 to 1645 and encodes 498 amino acids. Gene Ontology annotation, cellular component: nucleus. The transcript is spliced from 7 exons. Gene Ontology annotation, molecular function: zinc ion binding; DNA-binding transcription factor activity, RNA polymerase II-specific; RNA polymerase II cis-regulatory region sequence-specific DNA binding. The record is from RefSeq and is a predicted model, not a curated record. Gene Ontology annotation, biological process: cell fate commitment; epithelial cell differentiation; positive regulation of transcription by RNA polymerase II.
AUUACUUCCAGGAGACGCAGCGGCGCACCCGGACUCCAGGCUUUUCCUUUACCGUGUGCGUGUGCAACUUAUGGCACGGCGCUAGCAGGGGCGGAGGACUCCCUGAGCAUUUUUCUUAGCCCACACUGUGUAUGGAAAGUGCUCCUGGAUGGACCUGGGCGACAACGGCUGGUCCAUGGUCAAGCGCGAAGUGUCCAGCAGCCCAGGGUCACCGGCUGAGCAGAGCUACCUGCCCGGUGACGGCAGGAGGGACGAGCUGAGGACUCCUCCGAGCGAGCUGGACGCGCUGGGCCACCGCCGCUCCGACAGCCGGUCGCUACACUCCUACCUUCACUUCGGACACCACAACAACAGCCUGAGCGCCGCCGCCGCCGCCGCCGCCGCGGAGGACAUCCCGCUCUUCACGGACUUGGACCAGGGCAGCAAGCUCGUCCUCUCCGCCGGAGCGCACAAAGCCGGCCUGCUGGUGGACCCCGCAGACAUGUACCAGACGCUGGCCAUCGCGGCGGCGCAGAGCCAGACUGGAUACGAGUCGUCCUCCGGCGGAUACAUGCACUCCAACCCCAACUCCCCCGUGUACGUGCCCAGCUCCCGGGUGGGGCCCAUGAUCCCCAGCCUGUCUUACCUGCAGAGCGGCGCCUCCGCCCAGCCCGGCCACGCCGUCUCCAGCCACUCGGUGUGGUCUCAGUCGGCCCCGGAGAGCCCGUCGUACAGCACCGGGAGCCCGCACGCCUCGGGCCGCUUCCACUACCCCCCGAGCCCGCCCAUGAAUAACGGGGCGCCCCGGGGAGACGGCGGCUACACGAACACGCUGAACGUGGGCAGCAGGGACCAGUACGGCCUCUCCCGGCCCCUGAGCGGCACCUACCCGAGCCCCUACUCCCCGUACGUGGCGCAGCAGCUGCCCUCUCCCUGGACCGGGCCGCCCUUCGACAACACCAUGCUGCACACCCUGCAGAGCAGGAGCGCGCCCCUCAUCCGAGGACCAAACGGAGUUUCAGAUAUCCUGGAUGACAUGGGGGAGAGCCGGGAGUGCGUCAACUGCGGCUCCAUCUCCACGCCGCUCUGGAGGCGCGACGGCACGGGCCACUUUCUCUGCAACGCCUGCGGCCUCUACAGCAAAAUGAACGGCCUGAGCCGGCCAUUAAUUAAACCGCAGAAACGCACGUCCACGUCCAGAAGAAUCGGCCUGUCCUGCGCCAACUGUCAGACCAGCACGACCACCCUGUGGCGCCGGAACGCGGAGGGGGAGCCGGUGUGUAACGCCUGCGGCCUCUACACUAAAUUACACGGGGUGCCUCGGCCGCUCGCCAUGAAGAAAGAGGGAAUCCAGACGAGAAAAAGAAAACCCAAAACUCUGAACAAAACCAAGGGAUCCUCUGGAAAUAACUCGGUGUCCAUGACUCCCACAUCAACCUCUUCGUCCAAUUCUGAAGACUGCUCGAAGAACAGCUCUCCCUCUGCUCAGGUGACCGGGGUCAGCUCGUCCGUGCUGUCCAGCUCGGGGGAGGGCGCCGGCUCGGCCUCGGCCUCGGUGAAGUACCCGGGACAGGAGAGCCUGUACGGCGGCGGCGUGGGCCUGGGCCAGUCGUCAGAGGUGGCGCCGGUGCGGGGUGAACCCUGGUGCCCCAUGGCCUUGGCCUGAACAUCCCAACCGCUGUGAGGAGGGGGCCGUGGACGGAAAACAAAGCCCCCUUUGCCCCCCCGCCCACUGCGCCCUCUGGUCUGGAUGCUGUGUGGAAGUAUCGGAGGCGGAGCGGGAGAUGAUGUUUGCUUUCCUUAAUCUCUGGAAGAGCUUCCACAUUAUGGAUUAUCUGGCGCUGGGGGUCGAGAUCGGGGCGUCGACGUGGAGACGAAGGGAAUCUUCAGGCCAGACGAUCAACUCCGGCGGUUCAGCGGCUCCUGGACCCGCUUUGAGCUCAGCGUCUCUCCAGAACCAACGCCGGCGGUCUUUAGAGAAAACAAGCCAUCGUGUACAUACCGGAUUUCCUCUGAAGACACAAAGAAAGGUGUUGAUUGGAUAUAAACACUCUUUAAAGGACUCUUUUAGUUUCUUCCACAACUGGAAUCAUACCGUAAAGUGACGAGACGACUCUUAUGAAUCAAAAGCAAACAAAUAUUUAUAAAUCUUCCAUUGUUGAAAACAUGGCUCUGAUUGUUAAUAAAAACCAUGGCUGUAGAGUAGAAGUCCAAACAUUCUGAUGUCGUCUUUUCUAUUCCUCUUUGUUUUUUUGUGAGAGGUAGUUAGUGUUUUCCACUGAAAGCUCUUACUGUAUCUGACUUGGUUUAAACAGGGUAUGAGUGAAUGUGUAUUCCCCCCCCCCCCAACAUUUAAUCAGCCCGUUCUGUCUCCAUGUUGUCGGUCGGCACGAGGUACUGAAGAGCUCAUGUAUUUUUUAUGUUGAACAAAGCACACCCACAGAGACUGUUGCCUGCACCUGACUCGGACCACCUUUUCAGAGCAUGCCCCCCCCCCCCCCCCUCUGCUGCCUUCUCAAGCCAAAUUACUUCCAGAGAGAUAAACGAGGUCACAAACUUCACGCUGACGUGAUUAACGGCUCCGCGGUUGCAUGUACGCCGAUGAUUCACUGCCGUUUGUUUUAACCCUUCUGUGAUGCUGCAGGUCAGACUCACCUGUCGUUAACCCUCCACAUUCAACACAAACAUUUCUCUAC